Diplodia corticola is the source of this 1125-nucleotide messenger RNA. RefSeq lists its product as uncharacterized. The transcript has a single exon. Bases 1 to 1125 code for a protein of 374 amino acids. The record is from RefSeq and is a predicted model, not a curated record. Lineage: Eukaryota; Fungi; Ascomycota; Dothideomycetes; Botryosphaeriales; Botryosphaeriaceae.
AUGUCCGCCAUGGUGGACUCUUACGCACCGCCGGCCGUACGUUUGCCACACAGGAAGCCUGUGCCUCCGACCGGCCUGCAACCCUUGACUCAGAUCGUCCCCAAUGAGCAGCGCAGUGCACACACCCGCACUCGCACCUCUUCAAGCUCCGUUUUCCCGCAGAUGCCGCAGCAGCCUGGUUCCAACUUCACCUACAACCCUCCUCAGUACCAGCCCGCCAUGACCCAAUACAACACCACCAACCAGACCCGCCGCACUCUCUCCAAUGCCACCACCUCCACCUCCUCGACCAGCACCAGCGCCGGCGCUGGCAACGCCCGCCGCAACUCUGACCUGCGCCGCUCGUCCUCGGGCCGCUCGACUGCCAGCCAAACGUCCUCCAGCUACGUCGCCUUGAUGCGUCGCCAGAAGGCGACGGUCUGGUGCGAUCGCUCCCAGUUUGAAGACCCACGGCUCCUCGCCCAGCAGCGUGCGGCCAAGAUGCGUGCUGCCAUGGAAGUCGUCGGUGGCCACACCAACAGCAGGACCUCGACCUCGUCGUCCGGCGUCGCUGCCGGCGUCCGCUCCAAGAUCAGGCACCACGGUGCACCCAAGGCAUCUCUCUACGCUCCUGCAACCCUCUCCGGAAACGGCGUCCCCAUGCGUUUGAGCGCCAGCGAAGUCGACGAAGGCGACAGCGACAACGACAGCAACGGCGUCAACAAUCUCCACAAUCGUAGCGGCAGCGGGCGCAGUUCCCUUGGUUCGGGGCGUAGGGUGUACUCUUACGUCGGUCCUUCCGGCGCUCGGAAUAGCACGAGCAGCACACCACCCAGCGGCCAGGGCAACAGCCCGACAGACAUGAUGGCAGGAGAGACGCCGAUGCAGGGCGGUUUCGCAAGAAGAACGAGUGAAUACUUCCCCAAACGCCAGGACACCGGCCUCUCCGCCGGUAGCGGCAGUUCUGGGGAACGCGAGAACAGUUUCGGAGGAUUGGGGCAAAUGCCGCAACACGAGCCGCAGGCGGCACAGACGCACAAGACGUCGGAUGAUUUGAGGCGGAGAGGAAGCGUCGACGACAGGACGAUGACGAUGAGCGGAGCCGUGAGGCUGUUCGUCGCCAACCCUGACGACGACAGCGAUUGA